Molecule: messenger RNA, 2088 nt
Organism: Caenorhabditis auriculariae
Lineage: Eukaryota; Metazoa; Nematoda; Chromadorea; Rhabditida; Rhabditidae
Source: the annotation of a GenBank genome assembly
AUGGCUGCUCCACAGAAAUCGAAAAAAUCUCCUGUAGAUGAUGGAAAUUACGAUAAAGAGGUGCGAUUUGAAAUAAUAAGAUGACGAGAAUUUAAAAUUCAAGGUCAUUUGCAAGCAUCCCGAUCUUGAAUUAGCACAAGUUCGCUUUUUGGUCAACCAUCCAGAGCUGGACAAGGACAUUAAAACUCAGAAGCUUGCAGUUCUUCAGGAGGCUCGUUUUUCGAACUUUAGCUAGCUAGUUUUCCUUUUUCAGGCUAUAAAGCAAUACGAUAUGGCUCCAUUCUACGAAUUGAUUUGUUCCGAGUUGAAUACUCAGGUCGAUCAAUCGCAGCUGUCCAAAAUGAAGGCGGCAAAUGAGAAAGUCAUUAAGGAUAUUGAUGCCGAGAUAGAGGACGCAGAGAAAAAUCUCGGUUUUUACUUCUAGUUGAAUUAACAUACACUUAAGGUGAAUUCAGGGGAAUCGGAGGUGAGACAGGCCUUGUUGCGAAAGUUCGAGUAUUACUGCCAGAUCGGUGACAAGGAAAAUGCCCAGAAAGCUUACACAGUAUGUUGAUUAUUCAAGCGGAUUCUUACUUUUUCUCUAGGCAACGUACGAAAAGACAGUGGGUAUGGGAUACCGCAUUGAUCUCGUUUUUGCCAUGAUCCGCGUCGGAUUGUUUUUCCUGGAUCAUCACCUGAUCAACAAGUUCCUCUCCAAAGCAAAGGAGCUCAUGGAGCAGGUAUUAUUCACGAUCCUUUGUUCAAAUUAAGAAGGAUAUUUGUACUUUUUAUUCAAUUUUCUUUCAGGGUGGCGAUUGGGAAAGGAAAAACCGAUUGCGUUCCUAUGAAGCUCUCUACAAAAUGUCGGUUCGAGACUUCAGCGGAGCGGCCAAUCUUUUCCUCGAAGCUGUCCCUACUUUUGGCUCCUACGAGCUCAUGACUUAUGAAAACCUUGUCAUGUAUGCUGUUAUCACCGCUACGUUUGGUUCGUAAAUGAUUUCAAUGAUUUCUCUUACUUUUUAUCCUUUCAGCUCUAGAGAGACCCGACUUGCGAACGAAAGUGAUCAAAUGCAAUGAGAUUCAGGAGCAGGUAAUUUUUACCUUUGAGUACUUACAAAAGUGAUUUUCAAAUAUUCUUAGGUUGAAAUUUUUGUUAAUUUUUUUCCUUUUGUUUAUGCAGUGGAGUUGUAGAAGUUUCCAAGAAACAAUUUUUACAGUUAACCGGAGGCGGAAUAAACGGCUCUCUGAUCCCCGUCCGCGAAUAUCUUGAAGCUUAUUAUGACUGCCAUUAUGAUCGUUUUUUUCAUUCAGUUGGCACAGCUUGAAAGUGAACGGGUGAGUUGCUUUUUAUUGUUCUAAAGGAUUUUUUUUUUAUUGACUUAGUAUAAUAAAAUAAAAAUCACAUGCCGUAAGGAGACAUAGCUCUUCAACAAGUUGGUUUACACAUCCUUUAUUUAUAGAUUCUUUUUUUUUCAUAUAUUUGGGAGUUUUCCGAACUAGGAAUGCGGGUUAUUUUCAAGAUUUACUCUGUGUAAGAACUUCUAUCGUGAAUAUUCAAGUAUAUUUUUCUCUAUUAUUAGUAUAACUUUUUCUUCAUUGUUGCAUAUAUAGUAGCAUAAUUUUCUCUAUUAUUCCCAAAUGUGAAGUUGCAUUUUGCUUCUUUCUCGGCUGGAAAUUGUUCUUAUAAAACUCAUCUAUUCAAUAGAUGCAAAAAACGGGACUUUGUUAUGACAUGUUUCAGUUCAAAUUCGACCGCUACCUGUCGCCGCAUUUCAAUUUUUACUCUCGAGCAAUGAGACAUCGCGCUUACGAGCAGUUCUUGACGCCCUACAAGACGGUAUAUUUGGGGAAUCUUACAAAAUUUGAAAAUGGAUUCAGGUGCGGAUGGACAUGAUGGCGAAAGACUUUGGAGUUUCGCGAGCCUUCGUUGACCGCGAAUUGCACCGUCUGAUCGGAACUGGACAGCUGCAGUGCCGCAUCGACGCCGUCAAUGGCGUCAUCGAGAUGAACCAUCGCGACUCCAAGAAUCACUUGUACAAAGCCGUUAUCAAAGACGGCGACAUCUUACUGAAUCGAAUCCAGAAACUCGCCCGUGUUAUUAACGCUUAA